Messenger RNA from Blepharisma stoltei, 1544 nucleotides. The record is from the annotation of a GenBank genome assembly. NCBI's taxonomy places the organism in Eukaryota, Ciliophora, Heterotrichea, Heterotrichida, Blepharismidae.
AUGCAAGCUUCUUAUGUCUAUGGUCCGACUAAAAAUUUCAUAAUCUCUUUUGACGAAGAGAAUCCUCCUGAUCUAUCCAGAACAAAUAUAGAUAUUUCACUUAGCCGAACUCCAAGCUGCCAUAGCUAUCUUCCUCCAAUUAGCUCUAAUAAGCUGCAACUAAAGAAAAAGUGCAUACCGAAGCGUUCCAAAAAGAAAUUCAAAAAAAAUAGCAAAAUUCAAAACAUUACAAUGAAGCUGCAUGAUCAAGAAGUAGAAAAGCGCCAUCAAAGGUCAAAUAGCUAUAACGGAAUGACUUUAGAAGAUGAGAACAUUAAGGGUGAAAUUAUAAGGCUGCGCCAAAAUAAAAGCAAAACAAAAUAUCAAAAUUUAAACGUAAGCAGCAUUUAUAACAUUUCUAUGUCAAUGAUUAAUACAAGAAAUUUUGGUUUACUUGAAAAUCUUCACAGAAAGCAAGCGUCACUACCUUCACUCACAGUCUCAACAAUAGAAACUCCAAUUUCUCAUAGCGAAGAGUUAAGCUAUUUUAAUGUGUCUAAAGAUGGAAAAUUAGACGGCCAAACUCAUGAGCUAUAUAAAUUAAGAAAUGCAAUGGCUUCUCUUAUUAAUAAAGAAGAAGCGGAUCUUGAUAAAUUAAAUGAACCGAAACAGACUAGAAAAAAUUUAUUGAUGGAUUUAAAACCGAUUUUUCAAAGAUUGCUAUCUCUCUCCCCCUCCGUGAGAGUGAACAAAAACAUUUGAAAAAUCGCUAUUUUUUGCCCAAAAACCCACCCUCCGUGAGUGAAACAAAAAAUUUUUUUUUUAAUUGAAAAAAUAUUUUAUGAAAAAAAACAUUGAUAUAUAAGUGAUAAUUAGUAUAAUGAAAUCUCGGGCUAAUUAUGUUUAAUUUUAAAAAAAUUGCGUUUUAAAACAUAAAUUUUAUAAAUUAAAUUAAUAUUUGCUUUCCAAUUUUUGCAAAUUAGGAUUUUUUUAAAUUUUGAAAAACAAUUUUUCUAAAAAUUUAAAUAUAAAUUUUUUAAAAAAAAUAUUAACUCCCCUCUGUGUGAGUGAACAAUUUUUUUUUCGUCCACUAACGGAGGGGAGGAGCAAGUAUUGUAAUGAAAGCUAAAAAGAAAGAUGAAUUUGAUGAAACGGAAAAAAGAAGGCUGGUAGAGCAGUAUAAAGCUCAUCUUAGGGAUUCAGAUGAUAAGAUGAAAGUAAUCAUCGGGACAUUAUCUAUUUUAGAGCAAGAUUUAAAAGACUCCAAAAUACAAUUUCAUGAAUUAAAAAUUGAGAUGCUCAUUAAAAAAAUUGAACGAUAUAAAGAGGCUUUAAAGCUAUUCCAAAUCACUAGAGAUAAAUUAAAAGAUGCUAUAAAACUGUUUGAAGCAGACUCCAAAAAAGAAGCCCAACAGAAGACCGUUAAUGUGUUUAAUAUUAUUGAUGAGCAGGAUGAUAUUGGUACUAAUAUUAAUAGCUUAGAGAAGAAAAAGACUGAAGCUAAAAAAGAAGAAAAUAAGUUUAGAAAAGGGAGAAUUAGCCUUGCAGAUUUUAUGAAAAUGUAA